This is a messenger RNA of Amaranthus tricolor (Joseph's coat), 2238 nucleotides long. RefSeq names its product mitochondrial arginine transporter BAC2. The transcript has 2 exons. Gene Ontology annotation, biological process: transmembrane transport. The record is from RefSeq and is a predicted model, not a curated record. NCBI's taxonomy places the organism in Eukaryota, Viridiplantae, Streptophyta, Magnoliopsida, Caryophyllales, Amaranthaceae. Bases 431 to 1384 code for a protein of 317 amino acids. Gene Ontology annotation, molecular function: transmembrane transporter activity.
CCGUGAUCAAUUUGUCUACCGUCAUUUUUCUCCCAUUUAUAGAUAGAAAUUCCCCCUCUUUUGCAUGCACCAAAUUUGAACACAAAUCUCAAAAAAAUUAUAUAAAGUUUGAAUCUUUCACAGAUAAGUGAAAAAGAUUUAAGGAACCUAAUCUUUUCCCUAACUUUUUGGCGGAAAUUCUUGGAUUUAUCAUUAUAAUAAUUACUUCAUUGGAAUCACAUGUUUUUUUUCUUCUUUUGGCAUCAAUCAAUUUCAAAUAACUAAAAUUUUUGAUAUCACAAGCAUAAAACCCAAUUUCAUAUUCAUUAUUUCAUACAAGAAUUUCUUUUUUUAUAAACCCAGAUUAAUUUUUAUAAAUACAAGAAAAAGAUCAGAUAAGAUUUUUACGAGGUGGGUUGAUUUGUUUUAAAUUGAUUUGCUUUAGAAAGGAAUGCAAAGCGAGAUAAACAUGGAUUUUUGGCCAGAAUAUUUAGCGAACAGUUGGGGAAAAGAGUUUGUUGCAGGUGGGUUUGGAGGAAUCGCCGGAAUUGUUGCCGGAUAUCCGCUUGAUACGAUAAGAAUCCGGCAACAAAGUUCAAAUUCAGGUGGUUCUGCAAUGAGUAUAUUCCGGCGAGUUAUAGCAUCGGAAGGUCCUUCUGCACUCUACAGGGGUAUGGGUGCUCCUUUAGCCUCUGUUACCUUUCAGAAUGCUGUGUGUUUCCAAACAUACGCGGUCUUAUCACGAGUUUGUGACAACUCCGUUGAUUUAAGAGACCCUCCUUCGUACAAGGGCGUAGCUAUAGGUGGAAUUGGCACCGGAGCUUUGCAAAGUCUUAUACUGAGCCCUGUCGAGCUUCUGAAAAUCCGUCUUCAAUUGCAGCAAAAUGGAGCAAGUACUGGAAAAGGACCUAUACAUUUAGCCAAAACCAUACUCAAUACCGAAGGUUUGAGAGGGUUAUACCGAGGGUUAACCAUCACGGUCCUGAGAGAUGCACCUGCUCAUGGGUUUUACUUCUGGACUUACGAGUACACGAGGGAGAAACUCCACCCAGGAUGCCGAAAGAAUGGUCAAGAGAGUCUAAACACAAUGCUUGUCGCUGGGGGACUAGCUGGAGUCGCUAGCUGGGUAUCUUGCUACCCGUUGGAUGUGAUAAAAACGAGACUCCAAGGACAGACAAGAUCUUCGAUGAAGUACAGUGGAAUUGUGGAUUGUUUUAGGAAGAGUGUUGAGAAGGAUGGAUAUGGGGUUUUAACUCGAGGGUUAGGAACUGCAGUCGCUCGAGCUUUUGUUGUGAAUGGAGCAAUUUUCACUGGUUAUGAGCUUUCGUUGAGAUUAUUGUUUAGUGGUGGCGGUAAUGAGAGUAUUCAGGCGGCUGACAACACGCUGAAAGUCUCGACACCGUAAGAUUAAUUCACCUUUGAUUCCUGUCAUCUUGAAGUGUAUCAGCAGUCGGGGUUGGGUGAUCAGACAAAAUGUGUGAUUCUGGUAUUGCGUAGUCCCGCCAUAAGGGUAUGGUAUGCCGUUUUUCAACUCUCCCCGGACAAUGUUUAUAACUUCUAAGAACGGGAUAUAGUUGAUAUGAUGAUAAUGACGACAUUUAUGUAUGUAGGGAAACACAAAAGAAUUAUAUUGAUGAUUAUUGCAACUACAGAAAGUUGUACAGAACAGCAACAUUUAAUUGAAAAAACAUUAGUAUGUGAUGGUUUCGAUUAUUGAUCUUUUGCCCCCUUAAUUUGAAAGAAUGCUGGUAUGCCAUGGAGCAAAAUUGGGAACUAUCGAUGAAAAUUCUAUAUAAACUCGAGUCUUGAGUCUAAUUAGAUCAAACGUAAAACAAACAAGCUAAGAAUAACAUGAUCAGCUGCAACCCAAAAGGUCGAAAUGAUACUAGUAAAACCUGACCACUCGAUAACUCGAUUUCUCGCCUCUUCUUGUUAUGAACCUAUAUGUAUAAGUUUUGUCCUCUUAUUUAGUUUGAAACUUUUACAUUACAACAAUUUGUUUUUGCAGAAAUGUUCUUGGUCCCCACCACCUUAUUUUAUUAUCAUUCACGCAUUUAACUCUUUUAUAUUAUUAUCCCUACAUUUUAAAUGAUAUUACUAUAAUUUUUUAUAUUUGUAUAGUAUAUGAUUGUGACAAUUUCUUGAGACGAAUGGAAUAUUAACUAUGCCUUACUGCCUUGUAUCUACCAAGUGUAUGAUCUAAUUUAUUUUUCUUCGGGCUCAUAAUCUUUUUAAAAUUUUCUUUCAUGCGUUUAACUU